GCAUCCGGUCGUCUUAGCGCUCUUUGCAUCUCUUCACACCAACGACCUCUUAGACCUGAAAGCUCGACAGGAGGACAUCCAGCUGAACGACCCGCAGGAAGCGGAGACGAAGAUUCCCGACUACGUGGCCGUGAUGUUGCGGUCUUUGACAGUCUUCCUCGGUAUGAUUCAGGACAUGGUGUCCGAAAACCGGCCACCCUUCGUCCCGAUCAUGGUUACCGAGUUCCUCUUCGACACGUCGCCAGAUGAGAUGUUUACAUUCUGGCAUAUCUUUGCGGAGCGAUUUCUCCGGUCUGCGAAGGGACAGACGUGCACGGACGAAGACAUCGAUGCCACCGUGGACGAGGUACUGAGCGAGGUGAAUUUUGACGAAGAUGAAGACGAUGUCAACCACUGGAUUUGGUAG
This is a messenger RNA of Symbiodinium necroappetens, 406 nucleotides long. Lineage: Eukaryota; Dinophyceae; Suessiales; Symbiodiniaceae. The record is from the annotation of a GenBank genome assembly.